Messenger RNA from Geosmithia morbida, 2058 nucleotides. RefSeq lists its product as uncharacterized. The transcript is spliced from 3 exons. Gene Ontology annotation, cellular component: cytoplasm. Gene Ontology annotation, molecular function: ATP binding; protein serine/threonine kinase activity. Bases 1 to 2058 code for a protein of 685 amino acids. Gene Ontology annotation, biological process: regulation of MAPK cascade; protein phosphorylation; intracellular signal transduction. The record is from RefSeq and is a predicted model, not a curated record. Lineage: Eukaryota; Fungi; Ascomycota; Sordariomycetes; Hypocreales; Bionectriaceae.
AUGUCUCAAGAAAGUGGCAGCUUGUAUGCCCAGGGCCAGUUCAUGAACCCUGGCCCAGCUCCGAAGCCUCCCACCGACCGGCCUCGACUGAACCUCACCCCAAGUACCAACCUCCCCGGCAGCAUGGCAAACAUGGCCAUCUCGCCCAUACGAAGCACAGCCACCUCUACCUACACCGGGUCUACCGUGUCUCUGCCCAUCGCUCGCCAGCAGACCAACAAUACUGAUGGCAGCGGAGGCGUCGCCAUCAUGAAGGAGGGCUAUGCCUCGGUCAAGGAGAGCAAGAGCUUCAUCCAGACCUACAAGACAAAGUACCUGGUUCUGCGAAAAGAGUCGCUCGAUUUUCACAAGAACGAAGGCGGCAAGAUCUCUUACACCCUCUACCUCAAGGAUGUCGUCAACGUCGGCCGAGUCGAAGCCCCCGGCACCAUUUUCGAGAUCAAACGUAGGUUGGAUGGCAGCUCCACUAGCCCUGGCGACGACGAUGGCCAGACCAAGACCCUUCAGCUACGCGUAAAGGGAGACGAUGAUCUGUACGACUGGAUAGAUCUCAUUUACGGCGCAUGCCCCGGAAUGGGUGGCGUAAGCAACCCAACCAACUUUGCCCACGCCGUACACGUCGGCUUCGAUGCCUCCACCGGCGAAUUUACUGGCCUACCACCUGAGUGGUCUCGUCUCCUCAACUCGUCGGCUAUCACCAAGGAGGACUACGAGCGCAACCCCCAGGCUGUGUUCGAGGCGCUCGACUUCUACACGGACCUCACCAAGCGUCAGGACAACCCGAACCAGUACCCCACAACCCCUCAGUCUCCGGCUGGUGGUCAGCCCUACAAGCAGAUGCCGGGAGCCUACGGUGGUAAUGGUGUUGCGCCCCCUCGCCCGAUGCCGCCUGCCAGCUCCCAGCAGCGGAACCCUAGCUACGGAAAUUCCAGCCCGCAGUCCAGCCCCGGCUCCCAGCGACAACCCGCCCAGCCCCAGCAGCAGCAGCAGCAGCAACGGCAGCAGAUGCAGGCCAUGUCUCCCAACUAUGUGUCUCAGGACGUGAGGGAUGACCAGCGCAAGAAGCAGUUGGAGGCCCAGAAGCAGAGGGAGGCCGAGGAGCAGGAGCGCCGCGAGCUUGAGGCUUACAACGCAUCGCUGCCCAAGACAAAGGUACCGCUGGCUAAGCAGGAGGUUGGUGGUGGCGGCUACGGGGCUAAUGGGGGCCAGUCCCAAACCGACCGCUUCAACCCGUCCCGAGCGGCCCCUCCGGCUCCCAAGCCGGGCAACCAGCAGCAGUCCCAGCAGCUUCGCGCCCAGCGACCUGCCCCGCCGCCUCCUUCAGCCGGCGGCGCCCCGCAGCGCCCCCCGAUGCAGACGCAGAAUUCGUCAUCUCCGACGCGUCAACCGCAGCCUAGCGCGCCCCGUCAGAACGGCCAGGGCGGACCCCAGUACAAGCCUUCCCAGCCACAGACCCAGGCCGCCCAGAGGGUGCCGGCCGCCGCGCCCAAGCCCCUCAAUGUGGCGCCCAAGCCGUCGCAGCAGAAGGAGCAGUCGGCCGACGGCGUCAAGGCCGCCGAGGCUAUGCUCACAUCCAAGCCUCCGGCCAACGAGCGCAAGCAGGACGUCCGCAUGUCGACCAUGUCGGAGGGCGAGGUCAUGGCCAAGCUCAAGGAGGCUGUCUCCAAGGAGGAUCCCAACCUGUCGUACUCGAAGCAGAAGAAGAUUGGUCAGGGUGCCUCGGGAUCCGUCUAUGUGGCCAAGGUCAAGGAGACGGCACAGGGUAUGGCCCGCGAGCUCCUACGCCAGCAGGGUAGCCGGGCCCAGGUUGCCAUUAAGCAGAUGGACCUCGCUCACCAGCCCCGCAAGGAGCUCAUCGUCAACGAGAUCAUGGUCAUGAAGGACAGCAAGCACAAGAACAUUGUCAACUACCUUGACGCCUUCCUGCGUAACAAUUACUCCGAGCUGUGGCUAGUCCUGGAGUAUAUGGAGGGUGGCCCUCUGACUGACGUCAUUGACAACAAUGCGUCCAUCUCAGAGGAGCAGAUUUCCACCAUCUGCUCGGAGGCGCAUAUAUAG